AUGGCACCUCCUCCAUUCCGUUUGCCGAUGCAAGCCUGGGAGGCCCCUCCGCAGGUGGCUGAGGAGGAGUAUCCUGAGGAAGUGAACGACAUACUUCGCGAAAUACAGGGCUAUGUCUUCACUCGGAGAAUUCGCGCAAAGGAUUUCUUCUUGGACUUCGACCCGCUGCGAUGUGGCCGAUGUAGCCCUCACCAGUUUGUCCGCGGACUGAAUGCCAUCGUUCCGCAUCUUCGAUCCGACAAGAUGCGGAUAUUGACAGACUUCUUUACGGAGCCUUCACACGACGCCAUGAAGCCACAGGUUGUUCGACACCUGGACUUCCUUCGGUCUGUGGACCAUGUCUUUGGAGCCUCAGAGCUCGAGAGGCAGCCAGCUGUCAAGGCGCCAAGGCCUGGCCAUUGUCUGAAGAAGCACGGCGCUGACAUUGGUCCCUGCGACGAUGAGGCAGCUGUGGAGCAGACGCUGCGACGGCUCGCCUUGCUCGUGAAGACCCGCGGUGUAAUCUUCUCCAAAUGCUUCCAGGAUUCAGAGCGAUCCCUGGACACAUCACUGCUCUGUCCGCGCUUUGCCGGAAAGGUUACGGAGGCCCAGUUUUGCAGCCACUUCCCCUUCAUGCAGGACAUCUCGGAAUAUGAGCUGAACCUGCUGCUGCAGAGAUACUACAAUGCUGACACUGGUGGUAUUAGUUAUGUUGCUCUGGACAAAGAAAUCCAAGCCCUCAUAGAUGAGCCAUGCCAGGGGAGUGUGCAGCACCCGCAGACGGCCCGCACUCACACUUCGCGGCAGUGGACGGGGCCUGCGACGUGGAGUGGCAGAGAAUCAAUGCGACUGCCUUUUGGCCAGGAUCCUGACCAGCUCGACGAAGAGCUCCUCAUGCGGCUCAAGGCAGAGAUAGCCUCCCGCCGCCUUCGGCUGCACGGAAGUUUCCAGGAGGUGGACCGCUUGCGCCGAGGGGCUGUUAGUAUGGGGCAGGCCAGAACUGUCUUCACCAUCCUUCGCAUCGAGCUUGACUCAAAGGAGCUCGAGAUGCUUCAGCGAAUCUUCAAUCUCAAUGGCCUUUUCAACUACAAGCAGUUCUGCAAUGCAGUUCUGGAGGUGCCAUUGGACUCUGAUUGUGUGGACUUGGGUCCGGCGCUCUUCAAGAAGUCUGAGCGCGUGCGUGUUCGGCAUCGCCUAAAGCCCGAUGCGGAGGAGCAGCUUGCAGAGGCAGAGUCGGUCAUGGUGUUGAUUGAGGGCCGUCGUCGAGAGCCGCAUCUCGACAACAAGCAGAAAGACAAGCAGCGAAGCAGCCUCGGAGUGGAGAAGCGCCGCCACCAGAAAUUGCCCUUGGCCAGGCUGCUCCAACGGCACCAGCACCACCUGGUGUUCUGCCACCAGCUGGGUGAGGUGCCCAGCAUGGUGCUUCAGGCUGCCGCUCCUAGGCCAUCACCACCAGCUGCAGCGGUGAUCGCAGCUUUGGUGGCAGCACAGCAAGCACAAGCAGCUCCGCCUGGCUCCGCGUCGCCUCAGAUUGCUGCACUGACUGCAGCUAUUGCUGCAGCAAGGCAAGCAGCACCGGGUGCAGCUGCACCAACUGGUGCGCCCGCCGCAGUUCCUGGUGCGGCUGCAGCACCUGGCACACAGCCACAGCUGACAGCCCUGAUUGCCGCUCUGGCCCAACAAGGUGCCGGAGCUGGUGCACCCCCCACUCCCACAGCACCUACAGCCCCACUCGCUGCUCCCACACAACCACCCCCAGCACCGAACCCACAAGCAGCUGCCAUCCUGGCUACGCUGCAAAAUGCUACGACCGCCCCAGCACAGAACCCACAAAGCGCCGCGCUUGUCGCGGCCUUGGCGCAAAAUCCACCCGCUGCCCCGCCAAAUCCGCAAGCGCUUGCCAUUCUAAGCGCCCUUGGCGCGCCAUCUGCCGCAGGUGCUGCACCCACUGCCGCUGCUGGUGCCACUGGUGCAGCCGGCGUACCGCCUGCAUCUUCACUCUCCCCUCAAGCAGCUGCAGUCAUUGCUGCUUUGGUGGCAGCCAAGUCCGCAGCUCCUGCAACUUUGCCUGCGCAGCCCUUGCUCGGGCUAGCACCGCAGACAACUGCCGGGACAGCCGCACCGCCGAAUGCAUCCGGGCAAAUAGACAUAAUUGCGCACUUAGCAGCAUCAGCACGCAUCAAUGCAGCCAUGAAUGCAGCCUAUUCGCCGCCUGAAGAACAGCAGCCAGUUCCACCAGCACCAGAGCCAGCAGCUUUUGACAAGGAUGCCUUACGCCGCCUAGCGCAGCGAGCAGCCGAGGGCCCCAUCGAAGAUGAGCCUCCUCCCCCGCCGCCACCUGAACCAGUUCCGAAGGUUGCAGCCAUGCCAGAGGCCGAGCAGGACAAGGAUAUAGACGAGCCUGCAGCAGACACAACAUCUGAUGCGGCAGUAGCUGUUCCGGCUGCCCCGGCCCAGGACGAUGAGACGAACGGUUCCAUUCCAGCUGCAGCGGAGGUGGAAGUGAAAAAGAAGGAUUCUUCAUCUAUCGCCACAAUGCUCAGCUAUGCACAGAGCAAUGUUGCGAAGGGCAAGGUGCCAUCCGACAAGACUGUUGACACAGCUUCCUUGCAGCAGGCGUUUACGAUUGGUGGGGGAGCAAGUGGCCAUGCCUCCAGCGGCUUGAAGGGGUUGUCACCUGUGGAAAGCCUUUGUCAACGACUGGACUCAGCAGGCUCUGACCUCCCUUCCGAGGAGCGCAAGGAUCUUCAGCAGCAGAUUACAGCAAUUCUGCCGAAGCUUGAGCCACCCAAAGUGGCAGAGCUCGUGAGCCGAUUGCAAGGGGCAGAAGGCAUUCGCAGUUCGCAGUUCUUGGAUGAAGUCGCAAAAGCCCUGCAUCCAUCCCGCUUCACAAGUUCGCACUUGACUCGCAUGAUGGCUUCCCUGGCUACAUGGGCAGCAGCGGUCAGUGGCAGCGAUGCAGAUGGGAAGAUCAAGUUGUCUGAAGAUGCACGGUCAUUCUUCACAACCUCGGCAGCCGAGCUCUCGCUGAGGCUCAUGGAUGUCGCUCCGAAAGACCUGAGUCAGAUUGCCACGGCCAUGGCCACCAUCGGCAUGACAGAGGAACGCUUCUUUGCCUCUUUGGCUCGGGCAUCCGUGGCUCGAUGCGAGCGCUUCAGCGUGGAGGAGAUUCUGAUGGUCUGUGUAGCCUUCGACAAGGCAGGUAUGGUCCACAUCCCACUUCUGGAAGCGGCUGGCAAAUUGCUGCGACUGCAAGUGGCACAGGUGCCUGGUGAGGAUUUGUCGAAAGGUUUGCGCAGCCUAGCCACAUGCUGUGUUCGCGACCUGGCUCUUGGCAGAGCUGUCGGAGAGUACUUGGCGGAGGGUCCCAAGGGCGGGCUAACUCCAGAAGAGUUUUGCUCGCUUGCUUGGACGUUUGUCAACCUCGGCUUCUAUCACGACCAGAUGUUCCGAGCCGUUUUCAAAGCAUUGGAGGAUGCCCCUACAAUGCCAGGGGACACGUUGUGCCAGCUCUACGAGAUCCACCUGGCAUUGAAGGCCUUCAGGAAUGACCUCUACGGCAAGUACGAGCUGGAGGAGUCUGCUGUGCAAAGCCUUCGUGCACACUACAGAAAGCAUCGCGGUGGCAAGGUCAGAGAUGUGAAGUUGGAGCGCUCUGUGGAGAAGGUCUGCAAGGACAUCGCUGAAUGUCUUCAGAAGGUGGUUAGCGGAUCAAUUUCAAGGCAACAUCAGACCGAGCUUGGAAUGGCGGUGGAUAUUGCCGUCUCAGCGAAGAGAGGUUCCAGACCAAUCGUCUUCAUUGAGGUGGAUGGUUCGCACUCUCUGAUGAAAACGCUCGACCUGACGGGUCCGGCGACAUCCCAGAUCUCCAGAGUGAGGGGACCUGUCUUGUUGAAGCGGUACCUGUUGCAGAAGCAUGGAUUCCGAAUAGCAGUUGUUCCAGAAGACUUCUGGCGGAGUUUGCCAGACAGCCGAGAGAAACGGGCAUAUUGCGAUGCUAGUGGCAGAGAAUUUAGUUACCUGGACUUCUGCAACUCGUUUCGUCGUCGAGCUUCCGAAUCUGGGAGCGGGUUGAGGAGAGUGUGCCAUGUCUCACAGCCUUCGAGGUACUUUACACGCAAGGGAAAGGUCAUCCCGCUUGCGAGGCAAGCCCCACUCUCUGCGAGGCCGAAGACGCGUUGA
Molecule: messenger RNA, 4161 nt
Organism: Symbiodinium pilosum
Lineage: Eukaryota; Dinophyceae; Suessiales; Symbiodiniaceae
Source: the annotation of a GenBank genome assembly